This is a messenger RNA of Cadophora gregata, 675 nucleotides long. RefSeq lists its product as uncharacterized. The record is from RefSeq and is a predicted model, not a curated record. NCBI's taxonomy places the organism in Eukaryota, Fungi, Ascomycota, Leotiomycetes, Helotiales, Ploettnerulaceae. The transcript is spliced from 3 exons. The coding region runs from base 1 to 675 and encodes 224 amino acids.
AUGGCGCUCUACAAUAUCGCAGGCGGCGUCGAGAAGCUCUCUGUGUAUCUGGGACUUGGGCCGUUCGAAGUGCAGCCUAAUUGGCAAUGUCCCUCCUGCGCAUCGACCCCUUCGGAUCCUAUCUGUGCCGAUUGUCGAAGCUCCUGGAUCCAUGAAUUAAAGGAUCUCGAUUACAGUAAUGCAUACGAAGCUCGAUUAAGUCGCACAUUGGGAGUAGCUGGUUUGUUGAUGGGACUCAGUGGAUGGGCUUCGAAUGUCGGGCUCGGAUGGUUCGAGUUUGGUGAUAUGAUCGGUGGGAUGACAGCUGCCAUCUCAUGGCACGCUCAUCACGACCUAUGGCCCUCCAUACCCCUUGCACUUUUCGCCGUCAUCAUCUUCUGCGUCUCAACCCUAGCGUUCCUAUCUAUCAUGACAAUUUCAGGCUUCAUGCUGGUCAUGAACCCUAUGGGGAAACGACACUGGCGGCAUAUGACACCGCAAAUGUAUGCGCUGUUGGGGCUCUUCGUACUAGUGGAGGUGGUGGUCAUCAUAUUGCGCGUCAGCGUCAUGGAUCUCUUCGUCAUUGUUGGCCCGAUGAUGUUAGGCGGCAUGGGAUUUCUGGCCCCAUUGUGUAUGCGAAAGUCUGUGGAGCAAGAAGAGAGGAAAGUGGACUUCAAGGAUGAAGAGAGUGUUUGA